AUGUCCUCCACCUUCACGACCAAGCAAGUCGCCGAGCACAACACCGUGGAAAAAGGCCUAUACAUCAUCAUCGACAACGACGUCUACAAGCUCGACUCGUUUGUGGAUGAGCAUCCGGGCGGGGCGAAGAUUCUGAAGAGAGUGGGGGGCAAGGAUGCGAGUAAGCAGUUUUGGAAGUACCAUAACGAGGGUGUGUUGAAGAAGUAUGGUGCGAAGCUCAAGAUUGGGUCGGUCAAGGAGGAGGCGAAGUUGUAA
Molecule: messenger RNA, 255 nt
Organism: Plenodomus lingam JN3
Lineage: Eukaryota; Fungi; Ascomycota; Dothideomycetes; Pleosporales; Leptosphaeriaceae
Cellular component (GO): membrane; intracellular membrane-bounded organelle
Molecular function (GO): heme binding
Source: RefSeq, a predicted model, not a curated record